This is a messenger RNA of Paramecium pentaurelia, 261 nucleotides long. The record is from the annotation of a GenBank genome assembly. NCBI's taxonomy places the organism in Eukaryota, Ciliophora, Oligohymenophorea, Peniculida, Parameciidae.
AUGCAAGAAGACCUUAAUUCAAGUCUUGAUUCAUUGGAAUUAGAGUUGUAUCAUAAACCUAAUCAAAAAAUAAAAUCAAUCUUAACCUAUCUAAGAUAACAAAAAAUUUAAUUUUGCACGGACCCAAAAAAGAAGGAAGAAGACUAUUAUUCAAAAAAUGAUAAGGAGAGUGAUAAUAAAGAUUUUGGAUUGUUUAGAAACAAAUUUUUUAAAAGAAAACCUGAACCUUUACCUAUUCUUUGUGAAAUCAAAUUAUCAUGA